AUGCAAAAGUGUGGGGGUUGUGGUAAAUUCAUCUCUGCAUCUGCGGCCGCUAAAUGCAAUUGCUGUCCGAAUGUCUUCCACCGGGUUUGUGUAGCUAUUCCGGACGGAGUUAAAAUUAGUACCACGUGGGAAUGUCCCGAUUGUGUAGUCAAAAGGCCUAAGACUGAUAAUUCCGCCACGCCGGUUAAGAGUGUCGAGGAUGGCUAUCGGCCUACGGAUGCCGCACCUUCGGGGUAUGUUGACAUUGAUCAUGUGCAGGAUUAUAGUUUCACCGGUGAGUCUCUAAACAAUACUGCUCUAGAUCAGACGCAGCCCUUUCGGGUGGAACUGAGCUUGGAGCUGCGCCUCUUCAGAGAGGAGAUGCGUCAGGUCAGGGAAGAGUUCGCUGAGUUCCGGCGUGAGCUUGCCGGGGUCUACUCUGCCUUGGGUCGUCUUGAUGAGCUCGAAAACAGGCUGCUGGCACUCGAACAACACCAUGAUAAACAUGAGGCAAGGAUAUCUGCUUUGGAGAAAUCACGUGAGCUGGAGAUACCGGAAAAUAUGAUUACUAGUCUGCAGCGUACUGUCGCCGAACUCAAACAGGAGCUAAGCACUCGCGAACAGGAGGCUCUUGUGGCUGACCUUGAAAUCUCCAAUGUACCCGAAGUUCGCGGAGAAAAUACUAUCCACACUGUGUGCGUAUUGGCAAAAAGAAUCGGUGUGGAGCUCGAUGAGAGGGACAUCGUGUUCGCGGAGAGGGUUGGGGUGGGGGGCGGUAGAGUUGAGGAUGGAACCGAAGAGCUUCGACCUAGGCGUAUCGUGAUGCGCCUUACUCGUCGCCACAUGCGGGAUGAACUUCUUCGUGCGGCUCGAGUGCGUCGUUCUGCAACCACCGAGGCACCAGGCUUGCCGACUCCCCCCCGCCGCUUCUAUAUCAAUGAGCGUCUGACCUCUGCCAAUAGAGAAAUUUUCCGUCAAGCCAGGGCUACUGCACGCAGUUUAGGCUGGAGAUAUGUUUGGACCAGAAGGGGGCGAGUUUAUGUUAGACAGGCUGAUGGGCGGCCCAGAAUGUACCUUAGAAGUGUGGACGAUAUGGUUGGUGUUUUUGGUUUGGGUACGGUUAGUUCUGAACUUAGUAAAUAA
Molecule: messenger RNA, 1122 nt
Organism: Diatraea saccharalis (sugarcane borer)
Lineage: Eukaryota; Metazoa; Arthropoda; Insecta; Lepidoptera; Crambidae
Source: the annotation of a GenBank genome assembly